This is a messenger RNA of Lonchura striata (white-rumped munia), 2063 nucleotides long. NCBI's taxonomy places the organism in Eukaryota, Metazoa, Chordata, Aves, Passeriformes, Estrildidae. The record is from RefSeq and is a predicted model, not a curated record.
AGCCCUGCAGGAGCGGGGCGGGCGGCCCCGUGCGGCCCCUCAGAGCCGGGGCGGCGGCGGCGGCGAAGAUGGCGGCGGCGGACGGCGACGAUUCGCUUUACCCCAUCGCGGUGCUCAUCGACGAGCUCCGCAACGAGGACGUGCAGGUACCGCUGACCGGGAUUUCGUACUUCCGGAACCUGUGCUCGGACGACACGCCCAUGGUGCGGCGCGCGGCCGCCUCCAAGCUGGGCGAGUUCGCCAAGGUGCUGGAGCUGGAGCACGUCAAGAGCGAGAUCAUCCCCAUGUUCUCCAACCUGGCCUCCGACGAGCAGGACUCGGUGCGGCUGCUGGCGGUCGAGGCCUGCGUGAGCAUCGCGCAGCUGCUGCCGCAGGAGGAGCUGGAGGGGCUGGUGAUGCCCACGCUGCGCCAGGCGGCCGAGGACAAGUCCUGGCGCGUGCGCUACAUGGUGGCCGACAAGUUCACCGAGCUGCAGCGCGCCGUGGGCCCCGAGAUCACCAAGACCGACCUGGUGGGCGCCUUCCAGAGCCUGAUGAAGGACUGCGAGGCCGAGGUCCGGGCGGCCGCCUCGCACAAGGUCAAAGAGUUCUGCGAGAACCUGUCCCCGGACUGCCGUGAGGCCGUCAUCAUGGGCCAGAUCCUGCCCUGCAUCAAGGAGCUGGUGUCGGAUGCCAACCAGCACGUGAAGUCGGCGCUGGCCUCGGUGAUCAUGGGGCUGUCGCCCAUCCUGGGCAAGGACAACACGGUGGAGCACCUGCUGCCCCUGUUCCUGGCACAGCUCAAGGACGAGGUGAGGUUCUGGUCCGUCCGCCUGGCCAUCAUCGAGUACACGCCGCUGCUGGCCGGCCAGCUGGGCGUGGAGUUCUUCGAUGAGAAGCUGAACUCGCUCUGCAUGGCCUGGCUGGUGGAUCACGUGUACGCCAUCCGCGAGGCCGCCACCAGUAACCUGCGGAAGCUGGUGGAGCGCUUCGGGCACACCUGGGCGCAGGGCACCAUCGUGCCCAAGGUGCUGGCCAUGGCCGCCGACCCCAACUACCUGCACCGCAUGACCACGCUCUUCUGCAUCAACGUGCUGUCGGAGGUGUGCGGGCAGGAGGUGACCACCACGCAGAUGUUGCCCACCGUGCUGCGCAUGGCGGCCGACGCCGUGGCCAACGUUCGCUUCAACGUGGCCAAGUCCCUGCAGCGCAUCGGGCCCAUCCUGGACAGCGGGACGCUGCAGACCGAGGUGAAGCCGGUGCUGGAGAAGCUGACACAGGACCAGGACGUCGACGUCAAAUACUUCGCUCAGGAGGCGCUGACAGGUGAGGGCUCGUUCGUGUUCCGGCCGCAGCCGCCGGAGCUCCGCGAGCGCGGCGGGGCCCAGACCGGCGGCAUCGACCUCUUCGUCACCCAGGAGCGCGUGCUCUUCCUGGACACCCAGCCCAUCCUCAGCCCCGCCCACCUGGAUCACCUGAUCAACAACGACCGGAAGCUUCCGCCGGAGUUCGCGCUGCCCCACGCCUACGUGGAGACGCAGGUGAGGGCGGGGUCUUGGUAUGCUAAUGAGGCGCUGGAUAUGCAGAUUAUGCUAAUGAGCAGCCCCGCGCAGUCGUUGCAGAUCGCCGCCUUCCUGUUCACCGUGUGCCACGUGGUGCUGCUGGUGCAGGAUUGGUUCACCGACCUGGGGCUCUACAGGUUCCUGCAGACGGCCGAGAUGGUGAAGCCGCCGACGCCGUCGCCGAGCCACGAGUCGAGCGGGGCCGGAGCCGAGGAGCCCUCGGAGUAUUACCCGCACCUGGUGUUCGUGCAGACCCGCGCGCCCCCCGAGUCGUUCUCGCCGCGGCGCGUGGGGCAGAUGCAGCGAGUGCUCGGGCGCCUGAUGGNCCAGGUGCGCCCAGGCUCGCUGUCCAUGCGGGAGCUCCUCCCCUCCCCCCCCGGGCCGCCCCCCGAGCCCGAGGUGAAUCUGUUCCUGCUGCCGCCCCUGGAGGAGGAGCCCGAGGACGCCCUGCCCCGAGGUGAGACCAGUGCAGACCAGUACGGACCAGUACGGACCAGUAUGGACCAUCCAAACCCAGUAUAA